Oncorhynchus keta (chum salmon) is the source of this 7229-nucleotide messenger RNA. RefSeq lists its product as uncharacterized. Gene Ontology annotation, biological process: regulation of glycogen biosynthetic process. The coding region runs from base 29 to 4168 and encodes 1379 amino acids. Gene Ontology annotation, molecular function: glycogen binding; protein phosphatase 1 binding. Gene Ontology annotation, cellular component: protein phosphatase type 1 complex. The record is from RefSeq and is a predicted model, not a curated record. NCBI's taxonomy places the organism in Eukaryota, Metazoa, Chordata, Actinopteri, Salmoniformes, Salmonidae. The transcript is spliced from 4 exons.
CCCCUUCACUCUGUCACUAGACAGCCCAAUGGAGCAUUCUGCAGUCGAACCAAUACCCACCGCGGUCAGCAGCCUCCUGGGUGUCCCAGGGCUUAUCACCUGGGAUGGGGAUGAGGCGAACGACGCAGAGGUGAUCGGUGGCAUCAGGCCCAAGUCCUCUCCUCUCCCACGGAGAAGGAGCGCCAGUGAUUUAAAGGACUGUGAGCUCGAGCUCACCCCAUCCAGCUCUCGGAGAGUGUCCUUUGCGGACGCCCUCGGCCUAAACCUGGUGAAAGUGAAAGAGUUUGACUCGUGGGACAUAACAGUCCCGCUGAACUUCAAUGCCAUGGAGGGAGAGACAGAGGUAGAGGAAUACUACUUGUCCUCAUUAUACACUCCGUCACCAUCCCAAGAAGCCAUGGUCCUGAGGGUUCAGGAGCAGAAGCUAGAGCUGGAGAGCAUUGAGUUACUCUACCAGACUACAAUACUAAGGGGGGUGGUCCGCGUUCUCAAUGUCUCCUUUGAAAAGAUGGUGUACAUCCGCACCUCGCUGGAUGCCUGGGCCACGCACUUUGACCUGCUGGCAGAGUACAUACCAGGGUCCAGCGAUGGAGACACUGACUGCUUCUCAUUCAAGCUCACCCUGGUGCCCCCCUUUGGGGAAAAGGGGGCCAGAGUGGACUUCUGUCUCCGGUACGAGACCCCUGUUGGGACUUUCUGGGCCAACAAUAGUGACCAGAACUAUGUGAUGUUUUGUCACCAGAAAAUCAAGGAGUCGAAAGAGAAACCAGAAAAAGACAAAAGCGGGCGCAGGAAAAGCAUCCUGAAAGCCAUCAGUCAUGACAUUCCCUGUGAUGAAAACUGGUCGUCAACCAAUGCUGAAUCUUCAGACGUACACAACCGUGGAGGGAAGAUGGCUAGUGUGAACACUUCUGAGUCUCAGUCAGGAGCACUCCAAGAUGAUCGUCAGAAACUAAUGGUUGAGAGCAGCCGGAACUCCAGCAGAAGAAACCGACGAAAGGCAGCACGAUUGGCGAAGGUGCGGGACUACUUCACCCAGAGAGAGGAUGAGACCCAAGAGAAAGAGAAGGGAGCAGUGGAACCAUCACAGAUCCCACAGGAAAGCACAUUCCCACAGGAAAAGCUUUCAAAUAGGCCUGAGGUACAACCACUGCCACCACAGGGCAGGAAAGGGUUUGGGCUGCAGGCAACAGAUUCUCUGUCUACGUGCAAACUGUCUCCUGGUAUCCCAGACAGCACGUCUUGGCAGGAGUCAGUGAAACCUGAGAAAAUAGACCCAACGUUCCGAUCAGCCCCAUCAGAGCUGAGAGGGAAACAGGCCUCACUGAUCCCCAGCAGCAAGUCAGAUUCAACCGAUCAACCUGCUGCUGUGAGCCAAAAUGGUGAUACGUCUGUUUUCAGUGUGGAGGGAAGUGCUCUGAUGCAUAUGGAAACGGAGAAGGGUGAAUCUGCCAUCAGCACAGACAUAACACAUUCAGAUAACAUUAUCAGGUUGGAGAACAGCACAGCAGGCCCAGUCCCAGGCAGCCAGACCAAUAGCUUUAUGUUUGGUAAUGUUGUGGCUCCACCAUACUGUCAGGAGUUUGGUAGAGUGGAGAGUGGGAGUCCGAGCUUCACCCAUAGAGGGAAUCGAACAAGUGGUCAAUUGCAUGAAUGGGAUUCAACAGCCUACACAGCCCAGAGUUACCCAUCCACAGAGGAAGUAGAAACUCACUCCUGUGUUUCAGCUGAUACUCGUGGAACACCUGAUGACAAACCUGUAGAUCAACAGGGGUCUCUUAAAUCAAACCCAGAACACUUCAGCUCUGGAUUAAGUACAGAAAGAGAGUCUGAACCUAAACUUCUGUCAGAAGAGGCAGGAGGUCUCCUCAGGACUCGCACUGCCCUGAACACUGCUGCUGCUCUCGGGGCACAAAUCCUUAUUGUGAACUCAGGCCUCCAGGGGUCUGAGGAGAACAUUCUGCCUCCUCAGAACCAGAUGCACCAGGACAGUAAGCUUUCACAAACACAAACCCCAUUACCAAACACAACACCUUCACAAACUCCAGUAGACACAACACUUUCACAAACACAAACCCCAUUACCAAACACAACACCUUCACAAACUCCAGUAGACACAGCACUUUCACAAACACAAACUCUGAUAGACGCGACACAAGGCAGUUUCCUACAGUUACAAACUGAAAUGGGGUCAAAGCAUGUCUCUGCUGAGAUGACUCUGCAGGGGGCCAGUUGUGGAUAUGAGAUACCUGAUGAGUCAGAUGAAAUGGAGAACCCUCUCACAGAUGAAUGGUCAACAAGCCCAUUCACAGAAAUAGUAGACACACCUAUAGCCAUGCUAGAGCCUGUGGAUGCUGACCUGAAAGUUCACACUUCAGAGACCGAGGAAAAGAUCACCACUGAGCACCAAAACUUUGCUGUGCCCCGUACGGACACACUGGAGGAAGAAACCAGUGGGACAGCAUUGAAAGAUGAUUCCAUUGUCAUUAAGGAAUGGACAUCAUUGGAGAAAUUAAUGAUGAGAAAACAAACAGAUCAAGUGAAGGAUGAACUAUCAUUUGAAGUGUCAAACAUUUUAUGCAAUGAAGAAAACCGGCAUUCUAUUGACAACGAGGAUUAUGAUGAUGUAGAUGGAGAGAUGUCAAACUAUGUGAGGUAUGAUUAUGAUAAAGACACUGACAAGGGCUCAAAGUUCAAAGAAGAAGAUAUUCAUAAGGAAGUUGAACUGGUAAUGAUGAACAGUAAGAAGUAUUUAGUUCCUACAAAGAAGGAGAUAGACACAAGUAAUGGACAACCAUUUCUAAAGAAAGAUCGAAUAGUAAAAGACUGGGAGGGGACUGUGGAAGAGGAAGACACGAUGGAGGAAUAUGUGGAGGGGGACGAAUGGGAAAUAGAAGAAGAGGAGAUAGUUGUGGAAGAGGAGAUGGUGGUUGGGACAAAGGAGUUGGAGGAGACAGGGGAGGUGGAGGAGACAGGGGAGGUGGAGGAGACAGGGGAGGUGGAGGAAACAGGGGAGGUGGAGGAGACAGGGGAGGUGGAGGAGACAGGGGAGGUGGAGGAAACAGAGGAGGAAGUGGAAAAGGAGAAAGAAGAAAUUAUGAUACGGGAAAAGAUAGAAGAAAUGGUGAAGGAAGGAGUGAAGGUGGUGAAGGGAGAGGGGGAAAUGGAGAAAGAAAUGGUGAAGGAAGGAGCGAAGGUGGUGAAGGGAGAGGGGGAAAUGGAGAAAGAAAUGGUGAAGGAAGGAGCGAAGGUGGUGAAGGGAGAGGGGGAAAUGGAGAAAGAAAUGGUGAAGGAAGGAGUGAAGGUGGUGAAGGGAGAGGGGGAAAUGGAGGAGGUGGUAGUUGAAGAAGAGAUGGAGGAUGUUAAGUGGAUAGAGUGGGAGGAAGAGGAGAGUGUAGAGGAAGAGGAGGAGAUUGUAGAGGAAGAGAAGGAGGAGGAAGAGAUUGUAGAGGAAGAAACUGCAGAUGUAGAAGUAAAGGAAAUUGUAGUAGAUGAUCAAAAUGAGUUGGUAGACGAGUUUAGCAUGAACAUGGACAAUAUGAAUGAGGGUGAGGGUGGUAAGAGCACAACUGUAAAGGUCAACGAAGAAUCUAGCCCAGUAGAUAAUACAUUCAUGACAAAUGAAGUGUCAAAUCCUUGCCACAAAGAAACUAUCAAUGACGUAAGGCUGGACACCAAGCAUCCACGAGAUGAAGAAAUGGAAUCUAUCAAUGGAGAAGGGGAGACCUGCAUUCAAUCGGAUAAAUCUGUCAGUGGGAAAGAGGGUGAAGGGGAGGGCGAGGAGGACCAUGCUUCCACAGAGUCUCUGUCAGAGGAUAAGAUAGAGCUGUACAUGCGCAGUCUAAGGGCAGUGCAGAAGCUACGAAACAAGGACUUAGCCUUGAGUCUUGGGAAACGGCCCUCCAUAAGCAGAAGAGGCAGCAAACCGUCCAUGACGUCCAUCAGUGAGUCUGUGGAUGAGGAGCACCCGAGCAACCAGGAAGAUCAGCCAGACACAGAGACAGUGGAGCAUCAGCCUACAAAUACACUGCCCCUAGUGGAGGGAGGGCAUGAUAGCACCAGGAGCAAUAUAACGUGGUGGAGAGAAUCAUUUUCUUGGCAUAAUCCCUCAAAGACACUGUUAUACACCAUCCUGUUUGUAGUGUUCUUUUUUGCUGCAUACCAUUAGGACUUUCUGGUCUGUUUUAGACAGGCUGGUUUGUCAGGGGGAGAAACAGCCAAUUAUAAUAAAUAAUACAAUAGGUUGAGACCUGUGAAAAUAUAUUUCAGUGUCUAUAAAGUGCACAACAAUUAAGUUUCAUUAUUUAUCAUUAUGCCUCAUCUCUAAAUAUAGCCUCUAAAUAGAUGUUAAACAAUAUAAUUUAAGAAGCACGUGCAGUGGCUGAUAGAGAAAACAGAUCUGGCAAUAAGAAUGGGCUAUAGAUAGUCUUGACCAUUUGGGACCCGUUGGCAAUUUCGCUCAGGACAGGUUAUAGCCAAGACUUAAUCAAUAUUUUGUUUUGUCUUAUUUAUUGAUAUGGAUAUAGCCUCUGCGUGAUGGGAUUGUACAACGUAAAUGGUUUUAACAAGUCUUCUUACAGAGUGGAAUUCAUUAAUACAACAGUCAAAAUGCCUAAUAUAAGGCCUACAGUCUGUGCUCCCAAAUACUGGAAAAAGUGUGAUUCAUUAGUUUACAUGAUCACUACAGUAGCCCCACGCGGCUAUACAAAUGUAUUAUGCAAUAAUAUGGCCAUUAAAUAACACACAACAGCAAGGCAUAUUCAGAUAGUGGAAUAAGCCUAAAUCAUGUUUACUUUCUAUUUUGCAGCUCAGGCGGUUUUUCUAGACAAGGCUCUUCUGUGUCUUCAUAGUAUCAUUCUCAAACAAGUCAUUUUCUGAAGCCCAAGCCUAUAGUAUGCCAUCUACUGAUAUAACGUCAUUAUCGAAUUGCGUUCUAAAACAAGCUCUAGACAUUUAUUUUGGAAAUGAAACCGGAAGCUGCAAAGCAUUUCUAACGUCUGGGCUAGAGUUGCUUGAUUGACUAGUUAACUUCGACUAGCUACGUUCGGUUCAUGUCAUUUGCACAUGCCACGUUCCUGACAAAGGUUUGUAUACAUAAAAAAGAUCAGUAACCGAGUAAAGGGAGACGUAAUGUAAGAAUUCAUUGUCGUAACAUAGGGUUUGUACAUUUACAGAUCUAAUUUAACAGUUACGUUCCAUGUGAAAAUAUAUUUCAGUGUCUAAAGUGCUCCACAAUUACGUUUCAUUAUUUGUCAUUAUGCCUCAUCUGAGACUACAUGUAGAUGACAGAAAUCACAAAAGGUAACCAUUUUUGGUAAAAUGAUGUGGGUAAAAAGUAGAAUAUAAAUGUUGACACCAAAUAAAGACUUUGAAUUCAGUAUAUUCCUCGUUCUAUCCAGAUUUGAUCAAAAUAAAUGUAUAUAUUUUUGAACAUUCUUAUUAAAAUUAUAUUAACAGGUGAGUGUGUUUUAUAAUUAACUUAUGAGGGUCAGUUAGUUUAAGGCAGACCCUUCAAUAGAGCACACAAUAUUAUUUAUCCAAUAUAAUGUUGUGACGUUUCUACAUACAUACUACGGUUGCAUCUUGUACAGCAGCUGUUUGUUUGAGCACAAAUUAGUUCAAAGCCCUUUGUUCAAAUAACUGUUCUUGUUUAUUAAUGUUCUGUAUUAUGUCAUGUUUCAUGUUUUACGUGGACCCCAGGAGGAGUAAUGGGGAUCCUUAUAAAAUACAGAAUACCCAGUUACAAGGCUGUGGACCAUUGCUUGGUGUGGUUCCUGUUAACUUUUAUUGCAUUAUUUUAUUUGGUGUAAAUGAAGCUGAUUUUAGAUGUAUUUUGUACCAAUGCCUCCAGAUUCAUAAUAUCCAUGUACAGUAUGUUAAAUAUGGUUAACAAAAAUUAUUUAUGAAUCUCUUUUUCUGAUAAUAUACUACAGUCAAACGGUCAUUUCCUACAAUCUUUCAACAAAUAAAGCAAAACUAAAACCUAACAUACUAUAAUUGACCACCAUGCAUACGUACAGUACACUUGAGACACAGGGUAGCCUAGUGGUUAGAGCGUGGACUAGUGACUGGAAGGUUGUAAAUUCAAAUCCCUGAGCUGACAAGGUACAAAUCUGUCGUUCUGCGCCUGAACAGGCAGUUCCUAGGCCGUCAUUGAAAAUAAGAAUUUGUUCUUAACUGACUUGCCUAGUUAAAUGGAGGUAAAAUAAAAACAUUAAAAAUGUAGAACACAUCUGAACAUUUCCCACAAUGUGAUUUAUACUGUAUGCAGAACUGUUAUGAUGAAGCAGGGGCAGACUGGGACCAUAAAUCGGCCCAGGUAUUUCUGACACUGUCCCACCAAGGUCACAUGGGCUGGUCCACUAAACUAUUUUAAGCCGGUGCAUGUGAAAUGGGACAGCAGCCCCUUAGCCAAAUAAUGAUAAUUCUGCACCAGUGGAGGCUGUCAAGGACUACCAACGUUGUUUCCACGUGAUUUCAAUGAAAUUACAUUGGACCAUUGUCGAAUAUUCUUUGAAUUGACAUCUGUGCCCAGUGGGUAGUGAGUGGCAUUGUAUUUAAGCAGAAAUUUAAGUCUCUAAUAUCCCAGUGGUGAUUUGCUCUCAUCCAGGCUUUUUAAGGCUUUGUAAUGACACAUAUAUUUCCUGUACUCUGGUACCUUCUUUAAAUACUGUAUUGGGCCUACUAAAAUCUGUCAAUCUGCCAUUGAGCAAGGUAAGCAAACCCUAAUUGAACCAGGGUCACCGUCAAUAACGGCUCACAUUUGCAUUUCACACCACACACUUGUACAGGUCACAGACUUGUACGUGUGUGAAAAAUGACAAAUAUAAGCACCCUUAUUUGACCUUUGACCUGUAGAGGCCCCCAACUCCCCUGUGUGAGGUUUACUCUUGGUAAAUAUACAGAUUGGUAUGGUUAAACAUUUGAGAAGUUAUGAAAGGGGUGCAUACCUCACAGUAAGAUUACAACGCUAUCAUGUGUCAAUGUUAAUGAACGGUUGAUAGGGAAAACAGAAAGUCUUAACCAUAGUACACUCCUUACUCCCAUCAGCUGUAGACAGCAUUGUCUUGAGAUUCAAACUGUGUAUAUUUGUUUUUCUGGUGUGUCAAUAUGUCUGUCUUGGCUGUGGUCAGAUAAGAUAUAGAUUCAGGUGCCUGGUUCUUAUCUGUUGAAAUGUUUGUCCUUCCCUUUAACAAUAUGAAUAAAUUGACAGCAAAAAAACAUCUUCU